AUGGCUGUGGAAGUGUCCAGGCUAGACAGACAAGAAGCAGAACAUCCAUCAGCCCGACACAUGUAUUGCCCGUGGAAGAAGCAGAAGGUCCUGCCAGAGCAGCCUAAAGGGAAGCUACCAAAGAAACCAAGGUCUGGGAUGAGGCCCAGGUUUACAGAGUUAACCAGCUUCCAGAUGCUGCUGAUCCAUGGACCACAUCUUGAAUACCAAACCAAGGCCUUCUACCAUUAUCUCCCUCGGGAGCUCAAACUGAGGGUCCGGGACGGAGGGACUCUCACCGCAGCUGCGCGGAGCGCCUGGUACCCCGCCCCGGACCCGGUCUCGGGCGGAGGCGCUCUCUGCACCGGGGCCGUCCGCCGCAGCCGGGGACGGACAAAGCACCGGGGUCUGCGGCGACCCCGGGCGGCGGCGGCGGGCCAAGUUGGCCAGAGUCGGGGGGACGAAGGGGUUCCGCGGGCAGGAAAGCGCGGCACUGACCUGGAUGGUGCAGGUGUACUCGCUGUCGUCCAGCAGCCGCACGGUGCAGCUGUACUCGCGCUCCAGGCUCCUGCUGCUGCCGCUCAUCAACCUGCUCAGCAUCUUCCCGCCCGCCCGCCCGCCCCCGGGAGAGACGCGGCGGCGCUGCGGACCCCGGACCAGGCGCCCCUCAGCCGGGCAGCUCCUCGCGGGCCCCGGGCACCUGCACCAUCACCCCAGCCGGGUCGCGGCCGCUGCCUCCUGCUGUCCCAGCUCCUCCUUCUUCUCCUCCUCCUUCUUCGCCACCGCCUCCCCCCAGCCCCGAGCAAGCGCCCCGCACUCUCUCCUCCGCGCCCCACUCCCCAUGCCCAGUUCGUGGGGCGGGGCCUCGGCCGGAGAGGGGCCAAUGGGGGUCAGCGCGGCGGAACCGAGUGGCAGAGAGAAGAGCCAAUCGAGAUAGGGCCAGGUGUGGGCACCCGGCUGGAUAAAUGUCUGCUGCGUGGAAUACGUUUAGACUCUGCUUCAGGGGCCAAGUCCCACACUCUGCAACGCCGCGAGUCCCGCCCUCUCGGGAGCCGGGGCGGUGCAAGAAAACAAUCCCCGCACCUGCAGAAUGCAGGCACCUUCCGCUCCGGACCGGGAGGCUGCCCCCACCUGAGCUGUACCCCAGAAGACAAAAGAGACUGAGGUGUGCUCCUUCAGCCGGUAGGGUGCAGAGGAAGUGGUGGGUCCUUUCCUUGCACCUUCAGAACUAGAAUUACCGUAUUUUCUUACUGCCUCAACAAAACACCAGAGUAUGUCAGGAGAUGUCACAUACCCUGAUGUUCUGGGAUACUGAUCUCUCUCCAGCCAAUGAAACUUUCACCAUUGCCUUGGGAUCCAGCAGGAAGAAGCACUGCCUCCUCUUCACCAGGACAUCACAAACCCUGGUUCUUCCCAUCAUAGUCUCCUUAUAGCACAGCUAAGACCAGGGUUAUAUAACAAUAUUAAAAAGGAAGAGCAAUACAGAGUAAACUGCAGGUAUGACAUGGCUACUCUCAAAGCCCUUAUGGACUACAGGCCUGCCUUAUUGUUGAGCUUGCAGCCAGGGUCUAUGUGGCUAAUGACAGCCCCCCUCUCCAUCAAGAGUUCCCCUGACCCUGUCUUGAGCAUUCAGGCUCAACCACUCAGAGAAGAAAACAACUCUCCUCACCCAGUUUAAGGUGCAUUUUCAAAGUCCCACCCUCUGUCCCAGUUGCUGCCUUUCCAUAGGAUGACUGACCAUGGGAAUACCUACUCCUUUAGAGGAAACCCCACCUUCCAUCCUGAGGAGUGUGACCUUAACCUUUGACCCAACUGGACUAUCACCUUCAUAACAUGAGUCCAAACCCAGCACAUUUCUCACAAAGACUGAGUUAAUCUUUAUAAAUAGGUCUAGGUAGAGCCUCACCAAAGCCAGUCCAGUCCCUUUGCCUAAUUAUUUCUCCAGUAAGCAGUAAGGAUUAUGCCUGUCCUUGUUUGCCUGUAUCUUUUAGAGCUCAGCUUUUGUUCUUCUAAGAGCAAGGGCUGAAACAAGGACAUUCGCAUCUCCACAGAAACAACACAUAUGUGGUCUACAUCCACAGAGAGAAAAGGAACAGUUUUUCUCUUCUGCAUCAAUGUCUGCGGAAGCAAUGCUCCUGCUCCACACACAAAGAUUUGCAUAUCCAAAUGGAGCACUCUGCUUCACAAACUAAAGCAUCUACACUCAAGUUAUAGUUUUCCAAGAGUAAUAAAUGUAUACUUGCUUUAACAUGAAUAGUUAAACAAUCCAUGUAGUUUUUCCAGAGCAGUCUGCCUCUGAAGAAAUGUUCAAGUCUUCUCUUUCAUCAGGACAGAAAUCACCAAUGGUUUAAGAAAGCUUUUCUACCUUCUACUAACUCUUAGGAUUUUCAGUUAGCCCCCAUUACAUUUAGAAGAAUUUUUAAUGUGUAUUUCUAUGUGGAAAUAUAAGUGCAUGUAUUGUU
Messenger RNA from Panthera uncia (snow leopard), 2441 nucleotides. Its product is annotated as translation initiation factor IF-2-like. The transcript has 6 exons. Lineage: Eukaryota; Metazoa; Chordata; Mammalia; Carnivora; Felidae. The record is from RefSeq and is a predicted model, not a curated record. The coding region runs from base 1 to 1143 and encodes 380 amino acids.